This is a messenger RNA of Gastrolobium bilobum, 1309 nucleotides long. Its product is annotated as LEAF RUST 10 DISEASE-RESISTANCE LOCUS RECEPTOR-LIKE PROTEIN KINASE-like 1.2. Gene Ontology annotation, biological process: protein phosphorylation. Bases 113 to 1309 code for a protein of 398 amino acids. The record is from RefSeq and is a predicted model, not a curated record. The transcript is spliced from 4 exons. Gene Ontology annotation, molecular function: ATP binding; protein kinase activity. NCBI's taxonomy places the organism in Eukaryota, Viridiplantae, Streptophyta, Magnoliopsida, Fabales, Fabaceae.
AUCCACCAAUUUAAACUUUUGGGUUGAAUUGAUUCUUUACAAUCAAAGCAUAGGAAUGCUUGAUUGAAAAAAUAUUCAAUAAUAUUUGCACUUCUCUCACAGUUUAAGCCUUAUGAGGUUGGGGUGUGAUCUCUUGCAACACUGCUUCACUAGCUCUUCUUCUGAUACAUUUCCAAAGGAUGAAAAGUUGAAGUGGCAAAUCUUCCACUAUAACGAACUUGCCAAAGCCACAAACAAUUUUGAUCGAUGUAAUUGUCGUGGAUGGGGAGACUUGGACACAGUAUAUUAUGGCAAACUUGACAAUGGAUUAGAGAUUGCAAUUCAACGCUUUCAUGAAGAAAAGCGCCAAACAUUUCAACAGUUCAUCAAUGAAAAUAUGAUCCUAAAUUACUUGCCCCACAAAAAUCUUGUGACGAUUUAUGGGCGCACCUCUGAUGAGGAAUCCAUGCUAGUACAUGAAUACCUCUCCAAUGGCACUCUUGCUGGUCAUCUUCAAUGUGAAAUUGCAGAAAGCAGCACGUUACCUUGGCUUACCCGAUUGGAUAUUGCCAUUGAUACUGCAAAAGCAUUGGUCUAUCUUCACUCUCAUGGCAUCAUCCACUCUGAUAUAACUUCAAGCAAUAUUCUCCUAGAUAAGAACUUUUGUGCUAAAAUUUCUAACUUUCUAUUAUCAAGGAAACAUCCAGAGGGAGUUUCUGCCAAUGCUACUACACAUGUUGCAAGUGAUAUAAUAGGAACAUGUGGUUAUAUAGAUCCGGAGUAUCAGCAACAUGGCUGUCUUAGCGUACAAAAUGAUGUGUAUAGUUUUGGGGUGGUGUUGAUUGAACUUAUAUCAUCAAAGCUUGUUAAUUAUUGGGAAGGGAGUGACGAUGAUAGCUUUGCUACUAUUGUAAGCAGAAAAAUCCAAAACCAAUCAUUGGAGGAGCUAGUGGAUCCAAGACUUGGCUUCCAAUCAGACCAUAUCAUCAAGAAGACAAUAAUUGCUGUAGCAGAGCUUGCAACUCGUUGCUUGCAAUGUCCACUAGAGCUAAGGCCAUACAUGGUACAGGUGCUAGGAACUCUCCAGUCUGCUUGUGUUGAUGAUGAUAUUGUAGAUUCCAUUGAAGACUUGACAUUGAAUAAAAAGGGUGAUAGCACUAAGAAAAAAACAAGCAAUGACACUGAUCAAAGUAAGCAAUCAAGUGAGCAACAAGAUAUUCCUAAUGUUUCAAAUUCUUCAACCUUGCUGAACUUAAAGAAGCCACUGGCGGUUUUAACACUAGUCUUGGAGAGGGUGGGUAUGGCACUGUAUAUUAUGGUAAAAAGCUGA